AUCUAGGGCUGUAAGCACCAGCUGGAUGUUCUGGGUGAUGUGUUGGGAAGCUCAUCCGUAGCACUGAAGGAACUUGAAGAUCUGAAGUCUUCCUGUUGGUUCUGAACAUUAGAAGUCACCCUUGGGCUCCUACCUGGUUCUUAGCUUUGAAGAGGAUUCCAGUCUGUGACCUGUAGUACUUGAUCUCCUGAAGAAAGUCCAGUCUACUGCACCAUCACCUUCAACAAAGAACAUGGAGAAGUUGGUAUCGGAAGAGCGUGUUUCUGUGUCUAAGGAUAAAAUGCCUACACAUCCUUCCCAGGAGAAGCCAGAUACAAACUCAUGCCCUCAUGCAUCUGGCAAAUAUUUUCUUCCUAGUGGGAUGGACAAUGGGAACUGCAAGGCUAAUGAGAAGGAAAGGGAGUGGAUUCGCCCUGAUACACCUAGCAAAUGCACAUGGAAGCUUGGGAAACCUCUCUCUGCCUCCCCUCAUCGUCAUACCACUCUGCCAGAACCUCUGAAAAUCCUGCCAAGCAUCCUGAAUAAAGUUGGCAAUACACCUUUGGUGCGAAUCAACAAGAUUGGGAAGCAGUAUGGGCUCAAGUGUGAACUCUUGGCAAAAUGUGAGUUCUUCAAUGCUGGGGGCAGUGUGAAGGACCGCAUCAGCCUGAGGAUGGUAGAGGAUGCUGAGAAGGCUGGGAUCUUGAAGCCUGGGGACACGAUCAUAGAGCCAACCUCUGGAAACACAGGAAUUGGACUGGCCUUGGCUGCAGCAGUGAAGGGUUACCGCUGUAUUAUUGUGAUGCCAGAGAAGAUGAGCAUGGAGAAGGUGGAUGUUCUGAGAGCUCUGGGUGCCGAGAUUGUGAGAACCCCAACGACUGCCAGAUUUGAUUCUCCUGAAUCUCAUGUGGGAGUAGCAUGGAGACUGAAAAACGAAAUCCCCAAUUCACACAUACUGGACCAGUACCGUAAUGCCAGCAACCCCCUGACGCACUAUGACACCACAGCUGAAGAGAUCCUGCAGCAAUGUGAAGGAAAAAUAGACAUGUUGGUAGCUACGGCCGGCACAGGAGGUACUAUCACUGGCAUCUCCAGAAAGCUGAAGGAGAAAUGUCCAGAUUGUAAAAUCAUAGGUGUUGAUCCUGAAGGCUCCAUCCUUGCUACACCAGAAUCACUGAACAAGACUGACAAGACAAUGUAUGAAGUGGAAGGAAUUGGAUAUGAUUUUGUCCCCACAGUGUUGGAUAGAUCUACAGUGGACCAGUGGUACAAGAGCAAUGAUGAAGAGUCAUUUGCUAUAGCACGCAUGCUGAUCCGAGAGGAAGGACUGCUGUGUGGUGGCAGCUCAGGCAGUGCCAUGUCUGUAGCUGUGAAGGCAGCCAAAGAGCUGAAGGAAGGUCAGCGCUGUGUUGUUAUCCUCCCUGACUCUAUCAGGAACUACAUGUCCAAGUUCUUGAGUGACAAAUGGAUGAUUCAGAAAGGGUUCAUGAAAGAAGAAGAUGACUUGGUCAAAAAACCUUGGUGGUGGAACAUCAGUGUUCAGGAACUAAGCCUGUCUGCUCCCUUGACUGUGCUUCCAACUGUUACCUGUGCAAAGACUGUUGAAAUUCUCCGGGAGAAGGGAUUCGACCAGGUACCAGUUGUUGAUGAAUCUGGAGUGAUUCUGGGCAUGGUUACCCUGGGUAAUAUGCUUUCUUCACUACUUGCUGGAAAAGUUCAGCCUUCUGAUGAAGUUAGCAAAGUAAUCUACAAGCAAUUUAAACAGAUUAACCUGAAAGACAACCUGGGGAAACUCUCUCAUAUACUGGAAAUAGACCACUUUGCUCUAGUGGUUCAUGAACAAAUUCAAUAUCACAGUGAUGGUUCCUCCAGCAAGCGGCAAAUGGUGUUUGGCAUUGUUACAGCCAUCGACCUGCUGAAUUUUGUCACUGCACGUGAACGGGAAAGAAGGUCCAACUGAAGUCAAGUUGCAAUGUGGAGCCUCUUCAACAACAUUUUGCAAUCUCCAACAAAGAAUCAGGUUUAUUUCUUAGGUAGAAUGAUCUGUCCUUAGGGUGGGUUUUUUUGUUUGGUUUUGUUUUGUUUUUCAAAAUUCUAAAAAUAGCAGUUAGCCAUUCUGGUGUCAGCUGUAUAACCAGUGCAUUUUGCUGUAUUGCACAGCUUCUGGGGACUUGUUUCUUAAUCAGGUUACACAAUACUUCUUAUCAAGACAAUUUAUUUUUUUACCUAUAUAUAUAUUUGUGUAAAAAAUACUGCCUAAAUUAACUAUGUUCAUUACGUGUUAUGUCUGAAGUCUGGCUUCCCAAAACAUUAUUUCAGAUUCAUAAAAUGCAUUGAAAUAAAGAGUUACUGAAUCAGAGGCCCAAGAGAGCUCUGGGAAGUUUUGGGUUAUUUUUUCCUGUGCAAGUGCGUUAAGUUAGGUAAUGCUUGUGUGGAGACAAAAACGGGACUGGGGCAUGGAAAGAAGAAAGGAGGCUUUCUCUUUUGAUGGCAUCCUUGUAAAAGAAGAAGAAAUCUUGAGGACUGGAGUUAAGGCUUGUUUCGACUGGCUGCUCUGAGGAAAAACUGGCUUGAGUGAAAGCCUUCCAGUGAAGUGACAAACAUAAACUAGUAACUUUGUUUUACACAGUGCACUAGCUUUCACCACAAAGACAGACUUUUUUUUGAUUGUACCCUGAUAAGUAAGCACAAGUGAAAAGAUUCUAAAGUAAGAUAAGUUUCUUGCUUGAAAGUCUCAGAAAAUCACACUGUUUCAUCUAGUAUCUUCCCCUUGCCUCCCCACCCUCUUGUUUAUCUUAAAGUGCUUUUUUAAUGCUUGUUUUAGAAUAAACAAAGGUAAUCUGUCAAGAGCUGUAAA
Apus apus (common swift) is the source of this 2836-nucleotide messenger RNA. Its product is annotated as cystathionine beta-synthase-like protein. Gene Ontology annotation, molecular function: cysteine synthase activity; cystathionine beta-synthase activity. NCBI's taxonomy places the organism in Eukaryota, Metazoa, Chordata, Aves, Apodiformes, Apodidae. The record is from RefSeq and is a predicted model, not a curated record. The transcript is spliced from 17 exons. The coding region runs from base 233 to 1939 and encodes 568 amino acids. Gene Ontology annotation, cellular component: cytoplasm.